UGACAGUUUUCAACUCAGUUCACAACACAAUCGAACAGAUCAGUUACAAUGCAAAAAUUUACCCCAGCAGUGUUGGCUAUCCUUUUGGCCUCAGUUUUUAUCAGCUUAGCUUUCGAUGAAGUGGUUCCGGAACAUUGCACGAAGGACACCUUCUGCAAUCCCUUCAAAUGCUGCCGCCCUCCAUUGCUGCUGGACAACGAAAUCGUCAGCGAAUGCCUGGCCAAGCACAACCAGACGCAUCCAAAACUACCGGAGUGUAUGUCGGAGUGUCUGGUCAAUCGGACCGGAAUCUACGAAGACUCGCAGGACAUCGAUGACAAGCUGGCGCUGAAGGUUUUCAAGGAUAACGUGGCGGCCAAAUCGAUCUGGACUCCGGUCAUUGUGAGCGCAACCAAGGAGUGUUUGGCCAAGGCCAAGAAGGAAGCGCCCAAGGUGGAACAACAGGUGGAGAAACUGCGUGCCGAGUUCCCGAAGCGACACAUUUGCUCCCCGAUGGCCGGCAUGAUCAUGGAGUGUGUUCACACCACUGUUUAUAAGAACUGCCCAGCCUCGCUCUUCAACACAACCAACCCGAAAUGUAUGCAGAUCAAAAACUUUAUGAGCAAAUGCCCUCCAUCGCUAGUUUUUGUACGCCAAGAAUCCCAGGAAAAGGAUAAGAAAGUAAAACAAUAAUUAAACCAGGAAAUAACAUGUGUGUUAACUUUAAAAAUUAGCUUAAUUU
Uranotaenia lowii is the source of this 721-nucleotide messenger RNA. Its product is annotated as general odorant-binding protein 68-like. The record is from RefSeq and is a predicted model, not a curated record. The transcript has 3 exons. Bases 49 to 672 code for a protein of 207 amino acids. Lineage: Eukaryota; Metazoa; Arthropoda; Insecta; Diptera; Culicidae.